AUUUGUUGGGUAAAAACUAAGCGACAAAUGUCAUGCAAUUUAUUAAAUGAACAGCAAUGACAGACAAUUGCUGUAAUUAUUAAUGAGCUAAUAGUAAGAAAUUUAAUUAGAAAUGGGACCCAAAAAAGGUAAAGACCCUACUGAAGAUGGAAAUUAUUGGAGAACAUGUAUUGAGGAGGCCCCACUGGACGAUGAUACAUGGAAGGUUAAAGUAGUCCUAAUUGAAGCGGCUGGAAGUGACCAAGAUCGUAUGUACUUAGAUAGAUUCGAGACUUACGCAGCGGAAGAAAGAAGAUUUGUCAUCAAAAAUAUAUGUAAAACAGAAACUAUAUUUAUGGUCAACCAACUUGGGGGAGAGAAAAAAGUGAAAGAUGACAAUUUAAGAGUAUUUGAAGAAGGCCAAGCCUACCUUAAGGACAAAAAAGAUAUUCCUGCUGAUAUUUUGGCUUUAAUAAUUAAACAUUUGAUUUUGAAGAUGAAGAGUGAAUACCUGUUUAUUAAACAUCAAAGAUUAGAAGUAAAAGAAGGUAUUCAAAGAGAGUCUGCGACGAUGAUAAAUAGGGCUGAAGUGAGAGGUACUGUUAACGUCAAGCAACCAGAACCCGCCGAGCCACCUGAACCACCAGCUAAAGGUAAAAAGGGUGAAACUGAAGUUGACCUGAAGGCGUUUGAGAUUGAUGAAAAUAAAAAGUAUAACACUAUGCUAAGGGUUAGGGGUGAGGAAUGGCGGGACAAAGUAUAUAUUGAUGACUAUCCGAUAGACGGGCCGAACCUUUACGUUGCUGUUACAGGUUUUGUUGAACCUGACUUGGCAGGUUGGCUGAUUAAAAUCGGUAUCCCCUUAACCGCUGUAGUUCAAGUGCGUAUAGAUUCGUCAGAUAGCGCUGUACCUUCAAAUUUGUAUCGAGCUUCGAAAAGAGGCCAAAGCCAAACUGAAUUAUUAAUGGAAAAAUCAUUAAAAUUUUGGGAGGAUCUGCAGCAGCUUCGUAUUCACAAAGAAACAGCGGACGAUUUUAAAAACACAGCAUUUGUUGUAUUCACUCCACCGUAUUGGGAUACAGAUGAACUUUCAGGAUCUCCAGAGAAAAUUUAUGAUGAACUAUGUUAUUUAUUAUACGAUGUACAAGAUUUGACUAGACAACACGUAAAUUUUAUAGAAAAUAUGGAUAUUAUAAAUAUACCGGAAGAAAAUAAAAAUGAUCGCUACCAAAAUUAUUACAAUAAGUUAAUAGAGGAAAUACCUUUGGAGUGUGUCAAUACCUAUUUAGUUUUGGAUAGCAUUAUACAGGUUGUUUGUAAUUGUGAUAUAAUGGAAGAGAGUAGCACGGGGUCCUUAUCAACAACACUGAUAUUCAAUCCAACAGAUCAAAAUAUGAAAGACGACGACAAAAUACGUAAAGCAGAAAAUCUCGUUAAAGAUGUUAUGGGACAAUUGUGUAAAACUGACAUAGACAAAAAGAAAUAUCGUUUAACUUACGGAGAGGAAUACGAAAGUCACAAAAAUCCUAUUGUUAUAAUACAUGGUGAUAUUUGCAAAUACAAUACUUUUCAUCUCGGAAACAUAAACUUAGAUGACAUCGUGUGGUCUAUGCUGUUUGGCAUGCCAAUUCACAGUUUAUUCCAAAACAGAUCUAAAGCCACAGGCGAAAUAGAAGCUAAGAUAAAUUUUCACGUCAACGUCCUACUAUCGUGUUUUGAUAGGAAUGAUGUUGAAACUGCCGAGUUAGACAGACUUUUACAUAUAUUAGCCUGUCGCAAGCUGUAUAACAAUAGAAGUUCAUUGAAAAAACAUCAUUUAAUGUCCUCAAACAUUACAGAAUUUAAGAAGACAUAUUUAAAACGAAGCAUUCUAGCGGAACCGUUGACUAAGUCAUCUGUCUAUAAAUCUGGAAGUUCAAUAUCACAUUCAUUCCCAUCGAUAAUUAAGAGCUUAGAAGGUUCAAGCAAAUCUUCUCUCGACGAAGACGAUGAAUCUACUCGCAUUAAAUUUCUAUUCGACUGUCCAGAUAUCAGUGAGUUAGUGUCCGCAGCCGAGAUAGCAAAUGAAAAACCGAUUAGUCACAUGAUAGAAAAUUAUGAAUUUUUUGAAGACUUUAAUGGUACAUGUGCCUUUCAAAUACUUUUAGAAGCUUUUAAUAGUUUCAAUUGCGUUGAUUACAAAUAUUGUGAAGUGACAGAUUGCAUUAUAUUGAUGUUUUUUAAUAGUCAUGACAAGGAAGGUGUAGCUCGAGAAGAUUGGCGUUGCCAUAUUUCUACGCCCCUUUGUUUGCAGGAUUUUUUCGAUUUCGUUCUAGAAGAACACAUAGAUUGGGUCCAGAAAGAGGAAAAAGCUUACGACGAAAACAUGAUGCUCAAGUCUCUGUCUGAAUGUAAAGACUCUAAAGAUUUAUUAGCGACUAAAACGUGUGUAGAAAAUUUGGAUGUGGAUAUGGAACUGCUUAUCGAGGGUUCACUUAAAUUUGAGGAAUUUAAUAAAAUAGAAGCUGUUAGUGAAGAGACCUCCGAGUCAAAACUAUUUUCAGAAAAGAAAAUUAACUCGCCCAGAUCUACUAUAGAAGCAGAUUCUAGGAGUAGCAAAAAAACUAAAACAACAGCAAAUUUGACGCCGAAAUUCGAAACUGAAAAAAACGCAGAGGAAGAAAAAAUUAAAAGACCAUUUUCUGGUUACGAUUUGGGGGACAGGAGGGUUGAAGUUUUUGGCAAAGAUUCUAUUUAUUUUUCUAAAGACGGUACUAGAGUAUCGAGUUUUUAUUCCUUGUUAAUUCCAAUGAAUUUAGAAUAUGUUAUAUUAAAUGUGAAACCGGGCUAUGAAUGUAAUGAGUUCUGGAUGCACAAAGCUUUGGGUGAUUUUGUAACACCUGACGUGAUUGAUAUAUGUGAGUCAUUUAGAAUUAAAUGUAAAGACGACGUCACGGUGUACCUAAAAAAGCAACUAUACCAGGUGCCAGUUCCGGUAGUCAAUACUUCACGAGAAAACACUAAAACCAAAGAUAUUACAAAAUCACCAGAUACGAGUAAUAUAAUCCAAGAAAUAUUUAAUACUAAAUCGUUUCAUUCUUUUUACGUAACGUGGCCCAAUGGCGUUAUAACCGAGAGUGUACACGAAAACAAUUCCCCCACGUUAUCCCACAUCAAGCAGUACAAUUCCUCACAAUCAUUUGACGAUAAAGAGGAAAUGCGAUGUAUAAGUUUGAAUGGAGAAGUAAUAGUUUUUCUAACUAAUGGGGACAUAGAAAUAUUAAAACCGGAUUCUACUUACAUCAAAAUAACUAAAUGCGAAAAAAGAUCCGUUGCUGAAGAAGUUGAAGAUAUUAACAGCAUUGCCAGUUCAGAUAAAAGUAAAAAAGGUAAAGGUAAAGAGAAAGGGAAAGAAAAACUAAGUAAAACCUCGUCUAAAACAUCCAAAAAUAUCUUUGAUGACACCAACAUAAAACCAGUCGAAUUCGAAUUGGUUAUCGACGAAUUUGAAUCAAUAGAACCAAAUGGCUUAAGGCAAAGGUGCAUUGAAGGGGACACUAUUGAUAUUGAAAAAUUACUUAUAAGAACAGCAACUGAUUAUUGUUUGGGAGAGGUAUUUUCGAAACGUAUGGAUGGAACGACUACAUUAUUAAAUAAAGACGGAAUACACAUAGUUACAUUUCCCAAUAAUACUAGGAUUCUAACAAAAUUUAUCAUUGAAGACGCAGAAGUGUACCCGGAGUGGACUUUAGAAGAAAUUGAAUAUCUAUCUAUGUUCGCUUUUGACGUUGAGGUGGAAGCUUUAAAGUCUAAAAGUUCGAUUUCCCAAAAAAGUUUUGCAGCUCCAUACAGCUUCGGCCAGGGUGAAGAAAGUAACAUUAGUGAAAAACUCAAUAUAGAGGAAGAAGUUUGUGAAGAGGAACGCAAAGAUGGUUACAUUUCAGUGCAUAUAAUUUAUACGAUAGAACAUGCCAAUUUCACAACAAUAACAAUUGAUAAAUCUAACGACAAAAUAUUAGUUGAAUCUCCAAAUAAUUCCCGGGUUACGUACGAAAGUAACGGAAAUUAUGAAUUCACUUUGGAUUCUCAAACAUCUGCCAAAUUCGAUGGCGAAAACCUAAACAUCUCUUAUGAGGCAUGCCCUGAAUGUAAGUCCUUCACUAGUUGUAAUGUUAAAAUUAAAUCCGAGGAAUUAAGCAGCGUAACACAAAUGCAAAGAAACUGGCUGAAAAUGAAUGAUUCUCUGUGCAAGAAAAUAGUUGUUAAUGAAGAGGGAAAUAUCAACAUUGUACAAGAAUCCUGUUGCGAUAAUGUAUUUCAUGAUAAGGAUUCUGUAUUUUCAGAAGAAUUGACAAAUUCUGCGGAUCAAAAUAAUAAAGACAGAGCAGAAAGUUCUAUUAGCCCAAAUGGUAAAUGUAGAGAGAACUACGAAGCGAAAGCCUUAAGAUUCUUUGUACUUAGGCGCGAACUAACCUGUUCAGAGUUGGUGCAUCGUGCUCUUAUAGAACAGUAUAAAUCGAAAUGUCGAUGGAAGCCAUGGUGUUCCAUUAAUCAGUACGAUACCUUUGGUGAUCAUCGGACAUUGUGGUCUAUUCUAUCUCCUGUGCAGAUUAACGAAACUGAGAAAUGGCUCAUGGAAUCCAAACUUGCAAAUAAACCAAAGCAUUUGACUUAUAAGGAUCUAGAAAAAGACGCUGGGAAAGGUUUUUAUCAUUGGAUGCGACCAUACAAAAGGUUUCAACCAAAACCUAUAAAACCCGACAAUGUCCUACCUGAAAGAUUACCUAGAGCAUAUGUUUUACGAACUCUUGAGCAGCAGUGGAGAGACGGCGAUCGGGAAGAGUUGAAAGGUGCGAAGGAGUUGUUAAAUGCAAUCCUCCGUUAUCGACAUGUCAUGGAGGCUGACAGUGAAUUGAUUCUAAAUGUUCCUAUUUACGACCCAAGACCAGAAGACGAGAGAACUACGGGCGAGAUAGUUCAAGCUAUAGCCCAUAAGGUCUAUGAAGAUUUGAAGAAUCGCUUGAAAGAAGACGUUCAAAGCCGUGCUAGACCGUCCAUAACAACUAAACCAGCGCCACCUGAAGACCUAUCGAUACAAGGAGAGGUAGAUGAAGAUGAUCGUGAGGAGUUUUUGGACAUCGAAGAAGAAGCGAAUCCUGCGCUGAAGGAGGCAGACUCCGCCGUUCAGAUGUCAAGCAACCUCAAGCGUUAUUGGCGUCGGCGUGCCGAGGAAUAUAAGGAAGAACAGUUUUAUAGGUAUUUGCUGCGUGAGGGCAGUGUUCCGCCUUACUUUAGAAACGUCCUCGGCGGCGCCAUCUGGUGGGAGAUGAACAAUACAACAGAUGAAGCGGUGACGAAGUCUGAACGUCGCAAGAUGAAGUGCGUGUGCGAAGAAGAAUCUUCCCCCCUGCCAGAAAAUCCUUCUGAAAUUUAAGUUCUGCGAAUUUAAGUUAGAGCUCUUGUAUUAAAAGAUAUUCUACUGUCGUCAUAGAUAGUGGGGUGUAUAGGAAUUUUUUGUUUUGGGCACAGAUAAUGAUAUCUUAGUUAUUGAUAUAAGUUGACACUAUUUAUCGAAUUCUAUAUCUGAUUCGGAAAUAAAGAUUUAAUGUCAAAAAAAGUAUCACAGGCAUAAGACAUGUGAGGUACAUUCUUGUUUACAGCGCAGUGUUUAAUUCCAAAAAGAAAAAGUUGUGCCUAACGAAUAUUAUAUUUAUAUUAAUAGUAUGAUUACAAAGUUUCUUAGGUAUAAAGGUUGCCAAAAAAGAGACUGGCUUUUGAAUUUAUUUUAAUUAGUAUAGAUUGUAUAAAUUAUACAUGGUAAUUAUUUGCGUCUGUUAAAUCACUGGUGAAAAUAUAAUUUACAUUAAAAAUAAUACUUACGCCACAAAACGACCUUAUCUAACUUUUAAAUAGUAGACGUCUUUUGUUUUUUUUUUUUAUUUACUUUGCAUUAACAGCGGGAUCCCAUAAAUAUUAUGACAUACUUAUUUAACUUUGUUCAUUUAAGUGAUUAUUAGUAGGUAUUUAUACACAUCAGCAUACUGAAAAGCAAGGUUUCUUGUGUUUGCAGAAUAAAAAAAAGGGCGAGUUAUUGUUGUAAUCAGCUUUUGUACCUAGGUAAAUACCUACCUAUCGGAGCAAAUGCUACACAAAGGUCGGAUAUCACGGCUUACACUCCGUACAAAGGUAGUGGGAAAUGCUUUGAAAUUUACAAACAUAUUAAUAAAUACAAUU
Messenger RNA from Danaus plexippus (monarch butterfly), 6192 nucleotides. RefSeq lists its product as uncharacterized. Bases 113 to 5392 code for a protein of 1759 amino acids. The record is from RefSeq and is a predicted model, not a curated record. Gene Ontology annotation, cellular component: axonemal central apparatus. Lineage: Eukaryota; Metazoa; Arthropoda; Insecta; Lepidoptera; Nymphalidae. The transcript is spliced from 7 exons. Gene Ontology annotation, biological process: epithelial cilium movement involved in extracellular fluid movement; axonemal central apparatus assembly.